Messenger RNA from Phytophthora nicotianae INRA-310, 3383 nucleotides. RefSeq lists its product as hypothetical. Gene Ontology annotation, biological process: carbohydrate metabolic process; glycoprotein catabolic process. The transcript is spliced from 5 exons. Bases 26 to 2863 code for a protein of 945 amino acids. The record is from RefSeq and is a predicted model, not a curated record. NCBI's taxonomy places the organism in Eukaryota, Oomycota, Peronosporomycetes, Peronosporales, Peronosporaceae. Gene Ontology annotation, molecular function: beta-mannosidase activity.
CUCUAAUCUCCCCUGUUGGCCACAGAUGCGGGGGCUCCAAUUGACUUUCACCGCGCUAUUAGCGACUACCACCAGCUUGAAUGCCGCCAUCGUUCCGCUUGACCGAUGGACUUUCCGCUCUGCCAAUGGCUCCGUCCGCGUGGACAACGCAUCGGUGCCUGGAACCUCGCAUGUCCACUUGAUGGAGGCUGGCGUGAUAGGUGAUCCGUACUAUCGUUUCAAUGAGCGCGAGUAUCAAUGGGUAGUACAGGAGACAUGGACGUACGAGACGCAAGUGACAUUGCCAAGCGACGUUAGUUCAAAGCCCACGCUUGUGUUCGAGACGUUGGACGGAGUGGCACAUGUGACGGUCAAUGGGAAACAGGUAGCGACUACGGCGAAUUCCUUCGUGUCACACAGAAUUGACGUUGCAGCAGUGUUGCUGCCUGGGGUCAACCACAUCCAAGUGGAGUUUCAACCUGUUUUACAGUACACCAGAAAUCAGGCUGACACAUAUCCGUACUUUGUUCCGGCGACGGAGAACUUCAAUACAUGGACGGAGCCCACACGGCGUUCGUUUGCCCGCAAGGCUGGAUCGGAUUUUGGCUGGGAUUGGGGCCCGGCAUUCGUUACGUCGGGCAUUGCUGGAGCAGCGUAUAUCGAGUUUGGUGAGCCGGUGGUGAAGCUGAAGGACCUGCAGGUAGUUCAGGUCUUCCCUGGUGGAAAGGAGGACCUCUCGGUUGUGGAUGUUACCGUCCGUGUGGCGCUAGAUGGCGGGAAAGCUAAGCAUGAAAACGUCACCUUUGACUUAUUUGUCAAUGAGGAGAAGAAGACUACUAUUUUGACCACGAUACCAGAAGACUGGAAGGAGGACACGGCAAUUGAACUUUUGUUCCGAUUGGAGAAUCCGAAAUUGUGGUGGUCUGUUGGGUAUGGCGAGCCCUACCUGUACGGCAUACGCGUAGAUGCAUGGAACUCAGACUUCAACUCGACUCUUUCUCACAAAAUCGGUAUACGCCAAGUGGAGCUGGUUCAGGAUGACACACACGCUGGCAAUGUGGCUGGGAAGACGUUUUACUUCAAAAUUAACCAAGUUCCUAUCUUCAUCAAAGGCGCAAAUUGGAUCCCGGCAGAUUCGUUCCCCACGCGUACCAAGGCAUCCACGAUAAGUCAUUUACUCGAGAGUGUUCGUGCUGCGAACAUGAACAUGUUACGCUGUCGUUCUACGCGGCAGGUUCGAGUUUGGGGAGGUGGUCGAUACGAAUCCGACUUGUUCUACGCCGAAUGCGAUAGACUGGGGAUCCUAGUAUGGCAAGAGCUCAUGUUUGCGUGUGGAAUGUAUCCUCGCGAUACUGCAUUCCUCCAGAAUGUGCUGAAGGAGGUGAGUGUUCAGGUCAGUCGGCUUCGCAAAUACACCAGCAUUGCAAUCUGGGGAGGAAACAAUGAGAACGAAAACAUGAUGGAGCAGUUUGUUGAGGCUCCAAUAUUUCCACCGGGAACGACCUUCAACCGCGAUAUUGCUGUUGUCGACUUCACCACACUGUUCGUGGAUUUAAUUCGUCCGAUUAUUGUAGCAUUGGAUUCGAGUAGACCAUUCGUCGAUACGUCUCCGUCUAACGGUUUGUAUUCGGUUGACCCUUACGUCAAGCGAUGGGGUCCCACGAAUGGAGUCGCGUUUGGUGACGUUCAUUUCUACGACUACAACAACGACUGCCAAGACUAUCGAAUGUACCCGCGGGCUCGCUUCAUCUCCGAGUUUGGCUUCCAGAGCUGGCCUUCAGCUGAUUCACUCCACAAUAUCAGUUCGAAGGACGACUGGGAUUCUUUUCAAGCGUUCUGGAAAUUCUUAAAGUAUCGCGAAAGGCACGAGAACGGCACGACUCAAAUGGUCACGCAGCUCGAGCGCCGCUUUCAUGUGCCCUUCCCUUUCCGCAACGAAAAAUGGCUUGGUGAAGUGUCCGAUGUUCAAGAUGAUAAAUCGUUCGGCUUUAGUAUCAGCAAGCGCAUCGAGUCGUAUCUGUAUCUGACCCAGAUCCAGCAAUCGCUGUGUUAUCAAACAGCCAUCCAGACGUGGCGCCGUGGCAAGAACGUCGAGCUCGGUAUGACGAUGGGCAUUCUGUACUGGCAACUUAACGACAUUUGGCAAGGUAGCAGUUGGUCAAGCAUCGAAUACUCCGGUCGAUGGAAGAGCUUGCACUACGUGGCAAAGCGGGAAUUUGCUUCUUUCAUCAUUUCCAUCCACAAACGCGAAGACAGUAAAGCUGUGGAAGUGUACGCCGUGAGUGAUGUAAACGAAGAUUUGCACGUUGACGUCGUGUAUGAGAUCCGCCGAACCAAGUGUGGCAGUCUCGUGAAGUCCAUCGACCGUCAAGCCAUCACCGUUGCAGCAUUGGAGAGCCGCUUGAUCGAGGAGCUGGACAUCGAGGCGCUACUGGACCAUGACGCGACGUCCUGUCAUCACAGAUCCUGCUUCUUACAUGUUCAUUGCGUCGUUAAGAGCAGCACCACUGGGCUUGAGACGGCUGCCUGCGAGGACACGAAUCAUUUCUUCGCGCCGUACAAGCACCUCAACUUGGGCUGGGGAGAGGUGGCUGCGCACUCCGUUGUGAAGACCGAGAGUGGCAAUGCCGUCGUGUUUAGCGUGGAACUUGUGGCAACGGACUUUGUGGCUCUUUUCGUCGAGGUGGAUGUGCCAGGUGUGCUUGGCUAUUGGAGCUCUAACUCGUUCUUGAUGGUGGGAAAUGAGACCAAGAUGCUGAAUUUCACGGUGUCGGCCUCGGAAAAUGUGGACAUGAUCACGGUCGACGCGUUCUCGAGGUUGAUCACUGUGAAUUGGCUCCAGAAGAGCUACGACAACUCGGUCGAGGACGUGGCGGUGCAGUAAACCGGAGCGGUGAGCAGUGCUUCAGCUCGUUCUCUGUUCGAUGAUCGGCCGCUUCAAGUUGGUGACUUGGAUUCAUUAUGUGACAGGCAAAUAAGCAAUAGCACCCUCGUAUUUUACCUGCUCACACGACAGUCAAAACUGUCUAGUCAAAAAUACUGCAAUCAGAAAUGCUGACGAUGCUAAACAGCAUGACACUGCCGUCGCCGCGGGUGCAAUGAUUCUCAAAGCAAGACAGGAACACAUAACAGCGAGAUCGCUGCAUUUGACAAUACCGUAUUGAUAUGCUGUCAGAGAUGCGAGGCCAUAGCUGUCCUCAGCAUGUUUCUGGAGUGGUCAAUGCAUCCAUGAGCAUAUAUUUCAAAAAGAAUGACACAUUACUCAUUGAAUCACGUCUGCCGACGGACAACAAAUUCGCGAGGUGGCACAGAAUUUUUAGCAUCUUCAUUUUAUUCCCGUUUCGUGCCGCAUUGUAAGCGACACAAAAAUCAGCGGACCCUCAGUGUGUUGUGUAUCAAGUGCU